This is a messenger RNA of Batrachochytrium dendrobatidis JAM81, 2874 nucleotides long. RefSeq lists its product as uncharacterized. NCBI's taxonomy places the organism in Eukaryota, Fungi, Chytridiomycota, Chytridiomycetes, Rhizophydiales. The coding region runs from base 141 to 2693 and encodes 850 amino acids. Gene Ontology annotation, molecular function: RNA binding. Gene Ontology annotation, cellular component: ribonucleoprotein complex. The transcript is spliced from 6 exons. The record is from RefSeq and is a predicted model, not a curated record.
GACAACUUUUUAUUUUCAACACCUGGUGCCAAACUAGUCUCAAGUUCUUUACACUUUCUCAUUUCAACUUCUAUCAAGUCAAACUUUCUUAGUGCACUGCCACCUUUCCAUCGACCCAUCUUUAAACAUUGCAUCAAAUCAUGUCUAGCCAGUCGAGGGCCGUUGGAGCAGAACGGUCUCGCCAGUUACAUUUUUCUGCCGACUCCAACUAUCCUUCGUAUAUCGAUACUGGCAUUUUAUUCAGUACCAACUCGUCCCAAACUUCACGGGAGGAUUUUAAAAGCCCACACGGAUACCCUCACUUGCUUGUAGUAGAUGGCAACGAGUUUCCUAGAUCUAGCUUAAAAGCCAUGAACUACUUUUCACCUUCAGCCAUAAAUAGUAUUUUGGUCUCAGAGUCCAGCAGUUCUUUAGACUCGACAGGAAGUAGAGCUAGUGCACCAAAGGGCCAGCCCGAGUACGAAUACAAGGGGAAUCAUCGUCGCCCCACCUGGCCGUCGGUAUACCCACAUCAGUCGCUUCAAGAAAAAAUGCAACAUCGCCAUUCUACUGUUUCAAUCAACUUGAAUGCCCAUCAACCGCUUUGGUCCACGUCCUCGAUGCUACAAGUAGAGGAGCAGACACCUCUCCACAGCGACUUUGAUGACGUAUCUCGACAGCUUGAUCAGAUACGAAGUCAGCUACAAUCAAGUGGUAUUGCUUCCAAAAAUAAUUUGUCGCUUGGUAGUAUGCAACAGAAUGUAAAGCAACCUUUGCACGCAUGGGAAGUCCAUGGCUUACCACAAAAACCAAUCGGUAAUUCGACCAAUAUGCAGCAUCACCGCUAUUCCCAAAAGCAGCAGUUUCAGCAACUAGGGUCUCUUGAAAUAUCGGCUGAUGCGCCUUUUAAAAAGCAUAUGUUUCCAGAUCUUCAAGUAACCAAUGAAGGUGAUCAGGCUUUGCUUCAAGUCAUCUCUUCAUCCAACAGUACUUUGGCGACACCCAGUAAAGCCCCAUCGGAAGUCGGAGAUUUGGAAAACUCACCUGGAUCUCAAAUGAAAGUCUCGAGUCUAGAAUUACUUUUUCAAUCUCGCCCAAAUAUUCCCGCCAAUGCACACUUUUCGGUACUGAAAAUUAUGAACAUCAGCUGGGAUCUGACCAUUCAAGAUGUCAUGGCAUUUUUUGCUGAUUCACAGAUUCCUAUGGGGCAUAACGCUCCUUAUUAUCAUAAUGGUAUACAUAUUAUUCUGGAUCGAACGACUGGUAAAACGCUCGGUGAGUGCUAUGUCGAAUUUCCAACACAAGUCCUGGCUGCGCAAGCUUUACGAACUCAUCGUCGAGGGUUUCUCAAAGGCCGGCCAGUGUCGGUGGAGCCAAGUACCCAAGAUAAACUAUACCAUGCUUUAUUCCCAAACCUUCGGGCAUCACUUGAGCAAUCUCAAAAACGUUUAGAUUUUCAGGCUGAAGAAAAUAUCUCUGAAGGAAAUAGCCAGAGUACACUUGACCAAAAGAGCCGACCCGAGCUUGUGUAUAUGGCUAGAGAAGAUAUUUUUAUGCUUUUAAGCAGUUGCAAGCCAUCAAGGACUCAUCCAAGCAAAAAGAGCUCAAGGCGUCCAUUUGAAAACAUUAUUUCCAUUCUUUCCAAAGUGCCUUGGCACCGGGCCAAUCUAGUCCCAAUACUUCAACGAGAUCAUUUAUUUGAGAUGGCAAAGCUAGGCACGGAGAGUCUUUUAUUUCAAACACAGCGUGUCAAUAGCAAUCUAAACACCAAGUUUCUUGAUACGUUUGUGCGUGCAAUCCUGUGUGUCCCACUUUUUACCGAAAAACAAAAACUGAUUGUGCUCGCAACUGCGCAUCUAAAAUGUCCACCAGAAUUGAAGAAAUUUGUAUAUAUGCCGGUUGAGCCAGAGGCAAAGUCUCAGACAAGUACCAAUUUUUCUUCUAGGGUGGCACAGAUUCAGGAUUAUUCAUACAAUUCUGAUCCACAAAUACAUAAUAUGACUUUUCAAACACUACCAGUCGAAAGCCUGCCAUCUGAAAACUUCACCCAGAAACAUCGAAGCGAAAGCUUGAAUGAUUUGAAAAUGGAGGCCAUGUUUGCAGAUUUGGAAAACAAUCCAAUGCAGUUACAAUCGUUGCAUCGAUAUGUUUCUGCACGAUCAAGCCCAGUUUUGCACGAAGCUUUACUCCAACAUUCUCGCCACGCUGAUUCUGUGACAGUUCCCACUUCUUCGAUGUCCAUGCCAUUAAAUUCUUGUAUACUUGAUGUCAAGCAACCCAAUGAUGCCACGGUUGUUUUGGAUCAUUGUCAAAGCAAUUCCGAGAAAGCAUUUUCUAAUUUUCAGUUUGACUCCAAGGCAUUGAAACUGAAGGUCGCAGAACUUGAGCAUGAGCUGCACUUGUCUCGACAACAGUACAACACACUGGCUGCUAAUCGCGACGAAGUGAUUGCAGCUUUAAAAAAGGAAAACCAGCAUAUAUUGGAACGUAACAAACAACUGGGACGCAUGUGCGGAACAAUGUCGUUUGAAUGUGUUCGAUGUGGCAAAGAGCAAAGUGAUACUAUGCCUUUGCCCUGUAGUCGCCCGUCCCCUGCUAAUACAGCCCCCUCUGUCUGGGACUUUUGCGAAUCGACCGGAAAAGCCGAGUUUGAGGACGUGUAUGAUAUAGAUUUACCUCAAUCUUCAUCUUCUCCAGUUGAUGUAUCAUUUUAACAGCAUACACUAAGACCGAGUGUUUAAUUUGAAAAUAUUUGAAAACGGCAAUAAUUCAAGCAUGCAUAGUUUGAUAGUUAUAACAUUUGGCAAUCGAUUAUUGUUUUCCUCUAUAAUUCUGUAUAGGUUGAAAAACUUGAUGAUGUAUAUGGUAACAAUAAAAGUAAUUGCACAUGCAUGU